This is a messenger RNA of Ambispora leptoticha, 300 nucleotides long. The record is from the annotation of a GenBank genome assembly. NCBI's taxonomy places the organism in Eukaryota, Fungi, Glomeromycota, Glomeromycetes, Archaeosporales, Ambisporaceae.
GUUCGCGAGUAGUUAUUAUAGACCUGCUCGAAGUGCUUUGAGCGAUGUCUUCUUGAACGAUGCUGGAACUUUGAACCGUGUAUUCUUCAGUGAGGUCGGUGAUUGGAGCGCCUGUGGUGAGUUCGGCAUGGCUGAAGGCGCAGUAAGCGCAGUUGAUCGUUGGUCCAGUCAUCAGACUUUUUCUGACUUUGAGCAGUUAUUGCGAAAAGCAGGGCAUUGGUAUUUAUAUAAAAAAUCUAUUUCGAGCAUGUGGGAUCUAUUUUGGCAAGCACAAGGUGCUAAUUUUCCAGCGAUAGGAAU